Molecule: messenger RNA, 273 nt
Organism: Mycena citricolor
Lineage: Eukaryota; Fungi; Basidiomycota; Agaricomycetes; Agaricales; Mycenaceae
Source: the annotation of a GenBank genome assembly
GGGCACAAUCCGGGCUUUGCCCCCCCCCCCCCCAAGGUCCUCUUUUUGUCACCGCGGGAGACAUCAACCGUUUUUGCAGCAGCCCACGAGAUUUUUUUGAGGGUUCGAAAAACCCAACAGUACACUUCUUGGCGGCUUGGUUCUCCCGCGAACUGGCGAACUGUGCUGUCUUCUCUUGUCAUAGUGUUUGGUUUAUCAAGGAAGUCUCUAACCAUACACUUCAAAAAAAUGCAACACCCAACUCUCGAGCACGUUUUCUCGUUCAAAGACAAA